Messenger RNA from Jatropha curcas, 1427 nucleotides. RefSeq names its product 2-oxoglutarate (2OG) and Fe(II)-dependent oxygenase superfamily protein. NCBI's taxonomy places the organism in Eukaryota, Viridiplantae, Streptophyta, Magnoliopsida, Malpighiales, Euphorbiaceae. The record is from RefSeq and is a predicted model, not a curated record.
ACUCAAGAAAUGAGAAGAUGGGAUGGGAUGCCACCCUAGUUUCCGUAAGACUAGAAGCACAUGGCUAGGCAUGAAAAAUAAUUAAAGAUGAAAUUCCUUAUAUAUAUAUAGAUUUUAUUUUCAUAUGCAAGAAAACAACUUUUCAUAAUCAUUCUCGCCUCAGCCUUACAGACACGGAAGCUUUUGAGAGCUUUAUAUUGUUGGAUUUUCCUUUGAGGCUUUGAGAAACAUUACAGAGUGGUAAGAGUAUACAUAAUAGCCACUUCUGGAGCCAUUUUGUCCUAACUUCACCAUCAAACAGCAUCAGCCAAAGCUUCAAUGGCCACCGACUUCAAAUCCAUUCCAAUUAUCGAUAUAAGCCCUUUGGUGGCAAAAUUCCGUGAUCCAGACAUGGCUCAAGACCCCACUGUGUGUGAAGUAGUUAAAGAAUUGGACCGGGCUUGUAGAGAAGCUGGAUUCUUCUACGUGAAGGGCCAUGGUAUACCUGAUUCUCUCAUUAAAGAGGUUAAAAGUUUGACGCACAAAUUUUUUGAUCUUCCCUAUGAAGAAAAACUGAAAAUCAAGAUGACUGCUGCUGCUGGAUACAGGGGAUACCAGAGACUUGGAGAAAAUAUAACUAAAGGCAUUCCUGACAUGCACGAAGCUAUUGAUUGUUACAGAGAAAUAAAAGCAGGGAUGUAUGGAGAUCUUGGCAAACCCAUGGAAGGAUGUAACCAAUGGCCACUUGAUCCACCAAACUUUAAACAACUGAUGGAAGAAUAUAUCGGUUUGUGCACAGAUCUUUCAAGAAAAAUCCUGCGGGGAAUAGCUCUAGCAUUGGCUGGAUCAGUUGACGCAUUGGAAGGUGAAAUAGCUGGAGAUGCAUUUUGGGUAUUGCGUAUUAUUGGUUACCCAGGUGUCUCCAGUGCAGAAGGCCAGGAUUUGACUGGAAAUGAUAUAGGAUGUGGAGCUCACACUGAUUAUGGUUUGUUGACAUUGGUUAAUCAGGAUGAUGGUAUAACUGCACUUCAGGUGAGAAACCUGUCUGGUGAGUGGAUCUCUGCUCCUCCAAUUCCAGGAACAUUUGUUUGCAACAUUGGAGACAUGCUAAAGAUCUGGUCAAACGGUUUGUACGAUUCAACUCUGCAUCGAGUUAUCAACAACUACCCAAAAUAUCGUGUAUGCAUAGCUUAUUUUUAUGAGCCUAAUUUUGAUGCAGCCGUAGAGCCUUUAGAAAUUUGUAUAAAGAGGAGUGGUGGCAUAAGGAAGGCUGGGAAAGCAGUUUACGGUGAGCAUCUAGUGGGCAAAGUCCAAACUAACUUUGUUUAACUUUUCUUGUAAUUUGUAAGUGUGUACUGUUGUGUAUGCUACUGAAUAAUACCCUGUUUCUGCAACAAGGUUUGUUUAGCAUCUAUGCUUGUGUUGAAUGGAUUUGUAUCUUUUAUCCC